AUGUCCGCCUCAGCAAUCCCUGAGACCAAUGGUGGACUCGAGAGCCAUGUUACGGUUCAGAAACGAGCCUACUAUUCACCUCCUUGGGCCGAUGUCAGCAUCAUUGGUGUUGCGGGCAGCUCUGGCUCGGGCAAGUCGACCUUGUCACAGGCUAUUGUCAAGAAGCUGAACCUACCCUGGGAUUCCUUUUAUAAGACCUUGACUCCCGCACAGUCUAAAUUGGCUUUUGCCAACGAAUAUGAUUUUGACUCCCCCGACGCCAUCGAUUUCGAUGUUCUGGUUGACAAGUUGCGAGAUCUCAAGGCUGGAAAGCGGGCUGACAUUCCUGUCUAUUCCUUCGCCAAGCACUCUCGACUAGAGCAUACGACUUCAAUCUACUCACCUCAUGUGCUCGUUCUGGAAGGUAUCUUUGCGCUAUAUGACCCUCGAGUUAUCGAGCUACUUGAUAUGGGUAUCUAUUGUGAGGCAGAUGCAGACACGUGCCUGUCAAGAAGAAUUGUCCGUGAUGUACGCGAGCGUGGUCGAGAUAUCGAGGGCAUCAUCAAACAGUGGUUCGGGUUUGUUAAGCCAAACUUCGAGAAGUUUGUUGAACCGCAGCGGAAGGUAGCCGACUUGAUUGUGCCGAGAGGUAUCGAGAACAGGGUUGCCCUGGAAAUGAUGGUUCAGUUUGUUGAGAAGAAGCUAUUCGAAAAGUCAAGGCAUCAUCGAGAGGCCCUAUCCCAGCUUGAAGCAGCAAGUAAGGAUUCGUUGCUUUCUGAUCGGGUUGUGGUCUUGGAUGAUACACGACAACUCAGGUUUAUGAACACAAUCCUCCAGGAUAUCGAUACGGAUCCCGAAGAUUUCAUCUUCUACUUUGAUAGGCUCGCUAGCUUGAUCAUUGAGCAGGCCCUAAACAAUGCCCAUUUUGAGGCAAAGAAGAUAAUAACACCUCAAGGAUACGAGUACAAGGGCCUGGUGCCAACAGGCGAGGUCUGCGCCGUUAUUGUACUUCGAGGAGGAUCUGCAUUUGAGCCGGCGCUCCGAAAGACAAUCCCAGAUUGCCGAACAGGCCGACUUCUUAUCCAGUCAGACUAUUCAACGGGAGAGCCGGAGCUUCACUACCUCAGGGUGCCCGAUGACAUUGCAAACCACCAGAGCGUCUUGCUUCUCGAUACUCAAAUGGCUACCGGAGGUGCUGCAUUGAUGGCGGUACAAGUCUUGGUUGACCAUGGCGUCCAGCAGGAUCGUAUUGUCCUAGCAACAUACUCGGCAGGCAAGGUUGGAAUUCAUAGAUUGACAUCCGUGUUCCCAGAGAUCACGGUGGUUGUUUGCAACAUGCUUGACAACCAACAGGAACGAUGGGUAGAGAGGAGGUACUUCCGCUGCUAG
Molecule: messenger RNA, 1368 nt
Organism: Fusarium sp. VM40
Lineage: Eukaryota; Fungi; Ascomycota; Sordariomycetes; Hypocreales; Nectriaceae
Source: the annotation of a GenBank genome assembly